Pristis pectinata (smalltooth sawfish) is the source of this 1632-nucleotide messenger RNA. RefSeq names its product integrator complex subunit 3 homolog. Bases 1 to 1428 code for a protein of 475 amino acids. The record is from RefSeq and is a predicted model, not a curated record. The transcript is spliced from 11 exons. NCBI's taxonomy places the organism in Eukaryota, Metazoa, Chordata, Chondrichthyes, Rhinopristiformes, Pristidae.
AUGGAUGAACACAUGUACGGUGUAGUUAGAGGGAUCAACGUAUCAAUUGCACGUAUUGUAGCAGCUCCCUGUGUGAAUUAUGUCUGCUUAUUUAUCGUUAUACUCUGUAUGCUCAAUUUUGAAGUAGGGGAUAUUUACAUACACAUGCAUUACAAUGGACAGCUGCUAUGUAUAAUGGGGGUGGUGAUGGCAAUUUAUAACGAGGCAAAUAAAAAGAAGAAAGGCCCCCCAGGUGGAUCACGGUCCAGUAAAUACGUUAAAAAUGAGCAGAAUGUGAAUGAGAAGCUGCCAGACUUGAGGAGGACAGGAGCUGCCAGUGGUCAGGCCGACAUAGUCAAGACACGUCCUGCUCCAAGCCUAAAGGGAGAGAAUAUUGCUGCACUAGCUGCAGAGAGUGUAAGCCUAUCCUUGGCUUCUGAAAAGGACAAGUCAGUUCCAGCUCCACUGCUCAAACCUGUUGCUCCCUAUCUUCCACAGCACUCUGAGUAUAUCAAACCACUGGAUGACACUAAUGUUCUCCAGGAGUAUCCUGAGAAAAUUUCAUUAAGUGUAUCUUCAGCUCCUGAAAAAGAAGAGUCAGUUCCAGCUCUUCUACCUUCUCCUCAUUCUCCACAGCACACGCAACCCCUGAAUGAUGCUGAAGUUCUCCAGAAGCACCUUGAACGGACAUUAAGUAUCUCUGAAAAAGAAGAGUCCGUUCCAUUUCUUAUUCCUGUUGUUCCUCAUCCUCCGCAACAACCUGAGUACACCAAGCCAUUGGAUGAUGCAGAGGCUCUGCAGAAGUGCAUUGAACAGGCUUCAUUAAGCAGUGUUUCCUUUGCUUCUGAAGAGGAAGAAUCAUUUGCAGCAUUUCUACUUGCACCUGUUGCUCUUCAUCCUCCUCAGGACUCUGAGAACACCAGUCCUUUGGUUCUUCCAGAUCACCUUGAGCAGACUCAAAUAAGUGUUUCCCUGACAUCUGAAAAGGAAGAGUCAUUUCCAGCUUUCCUUCUUGCACCUGUUGCUCCCGAUCUUCCACAACUCUUUGAGUACACCGAGGCUUUGGACAAAGCUGAUGUUCUCCAGAAUCAACCUGAACAGCCACCAUUAAGCAUAUCCUUGGCUUUUGAGAAGGAAGAGCCAUUUCCAGCUUUUCUUCUUGCAUCUGUUGAUCCUGAUCCACCACAGGACUCUGAGUACACCGAGCCUUUGGAUGAUGCUGAAAUUCUUCUGGAGAACCUUGAACAGAUUUCAUUAAGUGUACCUUUGACUUCUGAAAAGGAAGAGUCAGUUCCAGUUCUUCCGCCUGUUUCAGCUCCCUUUCCACAACACCCUGAGCACACCAAGCUACUGGAUAAUGCUGAAGUUCUCCAGGCCCACCUUGAAGAGCCUCCAUUAAGAAAAAGAAGAGUCCUUUCAGGCUUUUCUUCUCUCAGCUAUUGCUCCUGAACCUGCACAAGACCCUGAGUACACUAAGCCUUUGGAUGAUGUUGAUGUUCUCCAGAAUAACCUUGAACAGCUUCCAAUAAGUGUAUUUUCAUCUGGUAUACGUGCAUCUGGUGAAGAACAGGAUUCCCCACAUCCUCUGUUUGUAGUUCCUGCUGAAGCUGACGUUGAAGCUGUACAGGAGUCCCAAGAGCAAAUUAUUGACAG